AUGGCAAGCUCAAGUGAAGCACCUGAUUAUGAUCCCAAGACUGAUCCAGCAAGGAAAGCAAAGUCCAAUGAUCCAGGCUGGAAAUAUGCCUACUGGCAGGACCCUGCUAGGAGAGACUGGGUGACAUGUAUCCUGUGUGGAAAUGAGGCUUCAGGAGGCAUAAAGAGGUUCAAGCAACAUUUGGCUGGUGGAUAUGGAGAUAUUGUCCUUUGUCCAAAAGUUACCACUGAAAUCAGGAAAGAGAUGGAAGCUUACUUGCAAAAGAAAAGAAGAAGGCCUUUGUUCUUGGAUGGUAUUGAGGAAGAAGAUGGGGAAGAUGAAGUUGUGGCGGUGGCAGCAGCAGAUGGGGGUGCAACACCAAAACCGGCUGCAAAACCAAGUUCUGGGACAGCCGCCAAGAGAAGGCAUGCUAUCUAUCAAUUCAAGGCUUCAAGACCUAGCAAUGGCAAUUCAACACCAAAGACACCAAAGACAACAAAGUCUGUUGUUGCUAUGCUUAGAAGAACUCCUGAAAAGAUAGUAGAUCAAAGGCGUGCAAAGGACUUUCAACCCACCAUUGAGUCCAGCACAAAGACUGAGGAGAAGCAAUAUGUGGAUUUGCAAUGGGCACUAUGGUUUAUGGAGUGUGGUGUAUCCUUUAAUGCAUCAAAUUCAAGGCAAUUUGAAAUUGCCUGUGAGGCAACAGCCCAAUAUGGUUCAGGGUACAAGCCUCCAACUAACCAACAGCUUGGUGAACCUUUGCUUCAAGAAUGUGUUAAGGUGACAAGUGCCAUGAGGAAGGACCAUGAGCAGGCCUGGAAGCAAUAUGGUUGUACACUAAUGUCAGAUGGAUGGACUGAUAUGAGAGGGCGCCACUUGAUUAAUUUUCUUGUGAACAGCCCUGAGGGAACAUACUUUUUGGAGUCAGUUGAUGCAUCAAGUCAAGUUCAUAGUGCAACAAUGUUAGCUGAUUUGUUACAGGAGAAGAUUGAGGACAUUGGAAAGGACAAUGUUGUUCAAGUUGUGACCGACAAUGGCGCUAACUACAAGGCUGCUGGUAAGAUUUUGAUGGAUAGGAUUCCCAAACUGUUUUGGAGUCCUUGUGCUGCACAUUGCUUGGAUCUGAUGUUGGAAGAAAUUGGGAACUUGAAGGCAUUUAAGAAACCUAUUGCACGUGCAAGGCGUGUCACCACAUUCAUUUAUAGGCAUGGGAGGCUUCUUAGUGCAAUGAGGGCUCAAACAGGUGGGAAUGAUCUUGUUAGGGCAGCAAAGACUCGAUUUGCCACAUCAUUUCUGACAUUGAAGAGUUUGUACAAGAACAAGGAUGCCUUGAAGAGCUUGUUUGUUAGUGAAGCAUGGAUUGGGAACAACUUGUGUACAACUACAGCAGCCCCACUCUUAAUUGUUUUGAGGGCUGUUGAUGGUGAUGAGAAGCCUGCAAUGCCAGAGGUCACAGCUCUAAUGAAUCAUGCAAAAGAUAGGAUAAAGCUCAGCUUCAAUAUAUCAACCAAGCAGGGACUGCUCAAGCGUAUCAUGGACAUUAUUGAGAAGCGUUGGGUGAACCAAAUGGAGCAUCCAUUGUAUGGGGCUGCACUAUAUUUGAACCCAGGAAAAUUUUAUCCUCUUGUAAAAGCUAAUGAUGAUGCCACUGUUGUGCAGCUAAGAGGUUGUUUUAUUGAAGUGCUUGGAAGAAUGAUACCAGAUGUGGAAACACAAAUGAAGAUCAAUAGGCACGCCAUUGAGUAUGAAGAGCAACGUAGAGAUGCCUUCUCAAACAAAAUGGCAAAGGAAAACUAUGACAAAAUGAGCCCUCUUGAUUGGUGGCAUUCUUAUGGUGGCCGAGCCAUUGAACUACAAAGACUUGUUAAGCGUAUAGUUAGUCUUUGUGCUUCAUCAUCUGGUUGUGAGAGAUGCUGGAGUACCUUCAAUUUUAUGCAUACAAAGAAAAGGAAUAGGCUGUUGCACAAGAGAUUGAAUGAUAUUGUUUUUGUUUCAUACAAUCGGAAGAUGAGAACAAGGUUUCAGCUUAUGCGUGAGAAGGCAGGCAAGAAAUAUGACCCUUUGGUCAUUGAGGAGUUUGAUUGGGACAAUGAAUGGGCUGAUUCAUUGCAUGUGCCCAUUCCGGGUGCUCGAGGGUCUGAUGCUGUCAAUGAGCUCACAUGGCAGCAUGUUGAUGAAGCCACCGGUGCAUCACAAGCGCUGCAGGGUCGUAAUCUUCCUAGGAGAGCUACUGCUACUCAAUAUUAUAGUCGUUCAAGAAAUGUUCCUGUUCCUACUACUGCUACUGAAGAUGGAGAAGAGGAAGAUGAAGUUGAAGACCCACAUGAUGAUGCGGAAGUGAGCGAGUGUGAAGAAGAUGGCAAUGUUCUUGCUACUGAAGAAGACAAGGCUGUUGAUCCUGAUGAGUUUGAUGAUGGAUUUUGA
Molecule: messenger RNA, 2403 nt
Organism: Miscanthus lutarioriparius
Lineage: Eukaryota; Viridiplantae; Streptophyta; Magnoliopsida; Poales; Poaceae
Source: the annotation of a GenBank genome assembly